UAUUGUUUUCUCUAUGAAUGAACUGUAUUAAAUGACUUUUAAUUGUUUUUCAUAAUUUGCAAAACAAAGAUUUCAUAAAAAAAUGGUUACCAAUUCUUCAGUUUAAAAAUAUAAUAAUUUAGGAGUGAUUUGCUUUAAACAUGGCUACUAUGAUAAAAGAAAAACGUCGUGAGAAAAAGAAAACUAAAGAGAAAUUGAGUAGUAAAAGUACAGAUAUUCAGCUAUCAGAGAGUGAUGUUGUUGCAUGUCCAAGCUCAGAUGCCACUAUUUCUCAGACCCUCGAAUUAGUGAUAGACACAAGUGAUAAAACUUCAACAGUUCCUAUUAAAGUUCAAGAUAUUAAUGUAAUAGAAAGCAAAAGUGAAAUUAAAAUCUCGGAAAGGAAAUUGGAAAUGGUAGAAAGCAAAAAUGUUGAAGAAGUUAGUGAGAAUAGUAAGACUAUGACAGAAACAUAUAAAGAAUUAAAUUCAAAAUUGGAACGUUUGAUUAUACCCAACCAGUGUUUUGACAUCACUGAGCAAAGGGAAUAUGAACUAGCUCAUCCAGAUGCAUAUAAUACAAGAGUAAGAGACUGUUUAACAAAUGAAUCCUCUAACUAUUCUGUACAUACAAAUGAAGAAAGCAUAGCAAUAGAAGAAAGUGGUAUUAAUAAUAUAGGCCUGGCUGAAGCUUUAACACCUUCAGCUCCUAUGUUAGAGGAAAAAGUACACAAACCACCUCAGCAGUCAAUGUAUGAAGUUCCAGAGAAAGUUGAGGAGCCAAGAGUUAAGUGUAUUCCAUUAGAAGAGGCAAUUAAUUUAUUUGCCAGGAAAGAGUUUGAGCUUAUAAAAUCUUUGAGUGAGAAGGAAGAAACUAUUGUUGAAGCUGGACCUUCAUCAGGGCCUGAGCAUCCUUUGGUUGAUCUGCUGUCUACAUUCAGUUCAUCACUUAGAGCUGUAGAAAGGGAACGCACGAAAAUAACUCUUGGUUUUAUCGAAGAGGAGUCCUCCAGAUCGAGACUAUGGUUGAUUGAAAAACGUUACAUAAAAGCAAAGGAGCAGUGCAGAUGUGGUGCCAAAGUAUAUGUGCAAGCGUGGUAUGAACAUGCACAGCUGUUGAAAGAAAAGCUUCCUGCAGCUAAGCUCACACUAGAAGGACUGCUGAGAGACAUAACGGAUUCAUACUGUCAUCAUCAACAUGAAGCCUUGUUAGCACAUUGUGAGAUUGAAGAACUGCUAUCUGAAAUAGUGAAAAGCUCUAAAAGUGAGAUCCGCGAAGCGUUAUCCCUAGUGCUGCAAGCAUUGAAGCUAAGUGACAGUUCACCAACAGUGCUGUCUAUUGCUCUACUGCGAUGGGCGAGAGCACUCAGUACUGCAUUACUGGAGGGCAGCGAUGUGAGGCAGCUGCUGUUUCUCAUACAUCACUUGUUCAGACAAUCUCAUUCAGUUGAAUGGGCGUCAUCUUUCAUAAACUUGGCAGUUCAGGACAGUGUGUCGGCUGCACAGAUGAUCGCCCUCCUGGACAUCCUGCUUGCUCUGCCGAAGGCCACUCCGGAGCCUGCUUUGGAAUGUACUGAGGAGAGCGAAGAUGCUUGGGAGGAAGUGGACAAACAUGGCGCCGGUGGUGCGGUCAGCGAGGGUAAGAUGCGGGAAAAGGAUAUGUUGUCACUCCUGAACGCCUUCCCUCUGAGAGACCUGGUUGCAAGGCUGGUGGCCAUUACACACGCGGAUAUAAAACAAGUCCGCGAAUCGGAGUGGGUGGAUCGCGGCGGCGGCGGAGCGGUGCUGCGCGCGUGUGCGGGCGUGCGCACGUGGCUGCACGUGCUGCGCCGCGCCGCCGCCCGGCACGUGCACUACACGCGCCUGCGGGCGGCUCUGGCGCACCUCGCCCGCGCCGCCAUGACCGCCCUCUGCUCGCUGCACAUGCGCUCUAGACACCUAUAUCGGGAUGAGUUGAAAGAAAAAAUCGAUGCCGAGCUGGAGGCGGUGUUCGCAGAGGGGGUGAGCAUGUCCAGCGCGUCGGAGCUGCCCGCGCUGCCCGCCGCGCUGCUGGGCCGCCGCGGGGCCAUGGACUACUGCGUGUGCCACGCCGUCUCUCUGCACGCCGUGAAACCGAAACCUCUCGAGUCGUUGUCGAUGGAGUUGCCGGUGUUGCCAUGCGAGAGUCGAGUCAAGAUAAUAGCGCACGCGGCAAUAAACCGCGCACACGACGAGCAACUCGCAAAAUUCGUGCUAGAGUUUUUAAUUCAGAUCGGAAACCAACGUAAGACUGAGGAAUGUAAAGGUGCCUGUGACAAGGAAGCCCAGAAAUGCCUCCCGACACUGUUGGCCGCGCACCCGCACUUGUACACGACCGCGCUGCACACCUUGGCUCAGUUGAACGAGAGGGAGCCGGUGGACGCGGCGGCGGUGGCGGCGCUGGGGCUGAGCGCGUGGCGCCCCCGCGGCGAUGACGUCACGCGCGUGCUGGACGACUGGGCGGGUCGCCGCGCGCCGCUGUCGCUCCUGCUGCUGCAGCUGGACUACACGCCGCACACCGGGAUGUCAUUAGAGACUCAGCUGAGCAUCUGCAGCUGGCUGGUGUCGUAUGCGGGGUCCGGUCCGGCGCCCGAGUGGUGCUGGGCAGUGCUGCGGCGCUCCGCCCUGCACGGCGCGCUGUGGGGCCGCGCCGCCGACCCGCCCCCGCCCCCUGCCCGCCCCACAGAACCCUUCGCUAUAGCAUUCCAGUUAUUAUCCAGCUCCUGGGGACACUCCAUUCCGCUGAUCUGCGCGGAGGGCGUGGGCGCGCUGUGCGAGCUGGCGGCGGCGCGGCCCCGGGACGCCGCGUGCUGUCUGGCGCCGCUCCUGCUGGUCAUGGCGCACUCGCCGGAGUCCGUCUCCCUGACGCCCAAGUUCGCGGAACUGUUCUCGAUCCUGUUGAACGCUCGCCCCACGCUGGUGCAGCGAACACUAGGUCGCGGCGGAGUCGCCGGCUCUGAGAUUCUCUUGAGACUCUUCUUGGAACAGCUAGAAAACCAUGACACGAAGCCUACUUCUGCCAGUGCAAGAACUAUUACUGAAGCUCGGUGCAGGUCGUACAACGUGUCCCGCGCGGCCGUGCUGUCGGUGUGGCUGCACGCGCUGUGGCGCGGCCCGCCCGCCGCGCUCGCCGUGCUGGACGCCGGCGCCGUGCUGUGCCAGCACUGGGCGCAGCUCGACGACCACGCCACCGCCAUGCUGCAGGACGGAAAUGCCAAAGAAAUAACCGCGAAUGCGGUCAGCAACGCGGCGACGGCUCCACUGCUGUGCGAGUGCGUGCUCCGCGCCGCGCACGCCCGCACGCAGCGCACGCACGCGCACGCCCUGCUGCUCGCCGCACUGCGGGCGCAGCACGCGGCCAGACAGCGGAUACAUGUGGACAAUGCGCUGCAGCAAAUAGGAUUGAAGAUGAGCUCGGAGGAGCUGGUGAUAUAUCGUGCCGGCAACGCGGUUUUGUCAGCCCCGCCGCAGCAUCCCGCUCAUCUGACGCUUUGGAGGCUGUUCAUGCAUCUCUAUUUAGAACGAGUAUCGGCCAACGCGAACGACCCCUGUCCCGCGGCCGGGCCCCUUUUCUACAGCGGCAUCAUAAAGACACGCUCUCUCGGUCACAUCAAGAAACGUCUCCAAGAGCUGGCGGCCCACCAUAAAGCCGAAGCCGACAAAAUAAAGGAGAUUUUAAGUGACAAAGUCGAAAUAAAAUCCGCCGAAAUUGCCAGCACGUCGCAGAGGGCCGACGGUGAGCUGUUUAAAGAUCUGACCAUCGCGGAUUUGACCGGAGAGUCGAGCGACAGCGACUCGGGGGAGGGAGAGUGGGGCGACGGCGAGGGUGACGCCGCCCCGGACAACACAACUAGAAACACAGAUUUCGAUGUCAGUAAAAUCGAUCUAUCGAACUACUACAUCGGCGCCCACAAAAUGAUGCUGAUGUACCUGCGCUGGCUGGAGGACGGAGAGCGGGUCACCGCCCGACAGCACCACGCCGACCUGACCAGCUUCAUGACGCAGCAGUGUUUAGAAGCCGGCUGGCGUCACGCGCUGCGCCAGCUCCGCCCCCCUCCCGCGUCGGAGCCGGACCCCCCUCCGGCGCCCGUCGCCGCCGACCCUCCCAAGUCACAGUUUGCAGUCGGCCUUGAUUCCAUACUCAGUAUCGGACAGAAAUCACGAAAAAGACGCAGAAAAAAUAUUCUGAAGCCAGUGUUGGAAGACGUAGAGUUCAAAGACACUCACCGUUUGAUUUCCGCUGCAGAAAAUCAUCUGAAUAAAAUUAAAUUACUGGCUAAAGAGUGGUCGUCGGAGACAGAUCGCGUGAGGGCGCUGGACGUCCAGCUGUGGGUGCUGCUGGGCUCGCUGCGCGCGCGGCGCCCCCUGCCGCCCGUCAGCAGGCAGUGCGCCAACAAGUGCCCGCCGGUCAGCGUGCGCCUCAAUGCUGAAGAAUGGUGUAUAUCAGCCGGAGUCGAGCGUAGUAUCAGAGAAAACAGAUGCACAAGCCGCAAGAGCGUAAGCCGCCUGUCGAGGCCGCGCCCGCACGCCGCCCGCACCGCCGCCGCACUCUACUCUAUCGUCAAGCGGAUAGACUCGAUGAGCAGCGCGUUGUGCGUGGUGGAGCGCGUGUGGGCGGCGGCGGCCGCGUGCCCGGAGUCUGGUCCGGCGCACGCCGCCCUGCACAGAGCCGCACUAGUGCUGGCAGAGCGGUGGGUGUCGCGGUCGGGCGCCACGUGUGCCUCGCUAGUGCAGCGGUGGAGCGCCGGCGCCGGCUCCGCGCUGCAGGCGGCGCUGUGCGUGGCGGUGGUGGCGCCGCGCCUGUGCCGGCCCUGGCCGCCGCUCUACUGCGCCCUGCUCCGCACCUCGCUCCCGGACUAUAUGCUCUUCAGUGCACUCUCCAAGUUUGAAAUGAACCACUUAUCAAAAGAUCUGGAGCUGACUGAGAGACGCGAACUCCUGGAUAGUUUAUUGGUUGCGGCCCAGCGCUGGGGUCCCACGAGCGAGUCGUACCCGCUGAGCUCGGAGCUGCUAGGGAUGCACAUGCAGGCGCUGAUGGAGCCGGGCGCGCUGUGCGGGCACACGGCGCGCUGCAUGCGGGCGGCCGCGGCGGGCGCGCUGCCGGCGCCGCACUGGCGGCACGUGGCGCGGGCCGUCGAGACCUCGGCCGGCCUCGUGCCUUUCGAUCAGCUGUCCCGCCUGCCGCGCGAGCUGGGCGCGCUGUGGUGGGAGGCGCGCACCGCCCCGCGGCCGCGCGGUGUCCAGUACGCCGUGUACUCCGAGGAGAUCGCCCGCGUGUACCGGCUGCUCCUGAAAGCGUUAGUUGACGCCGCCGUCGAGUUGAGCUAUGCUCCCGAAAGAGUGGCUGCGUGCGGCUGGUCGGCGCUGCUGGAGCUGUGGUCGCCCUGGGUGCAGCCCCACCCCGCGCCCCCGCUGCUGCCCGCGCACGCUCAGGACGACUCGCACGCGACCAUGCUGAAGAGCUUCGCGGACGCCCUGCUGCAGACCAUGCGCGACUGUCCGGGUACAGAAAGCUACAUUCUCCAGAAGACCUACGAGUGGAUCGUUCACACACAGCUGAACGUUAACGGACAAAACCAGUCCGAGUGCCGCGUCCAGGUGUCGGAGCUGCUGGCGGAGCUGGCCGCGCUGCCGUGGGACCGCCACCAGUGGUUCAGCGGCAACUGCAUCGAACUUGCCGUGCAGUGGAGUGCGUGCGGCGACAAGCAGGCGGGCGCGUGGACGGGCGCGGUGACGUCACGCACGGCGGCCGGCACGCUGCUGGCGCCGCACCACGACAGCCCGGUGCGGACGCUGGUCGCGCUGUUGUACUUCUUCACGGCCACCGACGUGCCACACUCGGAACAGAUAUUGGACGAGGCAAUGAAGUUGCCAUGGUGGAGACUACCGGAACUGGCUUUAGACGAAGCCUGCAGUAGAUUCUUUGCUUUCCACCACAAUCCCGAGAAGCCAUACCACGAGCUACCGCAGUUCAAGGUAUUAGUGCAGGCGUGCGGCGCGGGGGACGGUGCCGGGGGCGGCGCGGAGGGGCGGGUGCGGCGCGGCGUGCUGGUGGCGCACUGGGCCCGCGCCGCCGCCGCGCCCGCACUGCUGGCACACGUGCCCGCACACGCCGCCGCCAUGUUGAAACUCAUCACUCAGAUUGCUCUGUACUUGAAGAGUCCCGGAGACGAAGUGGAGGAGCUGGUGUCUCGGGCCGUCGCGGCGCUGUGUGCGGGCCCGGCCGCCGCGCGCGUGCUGCCGGUGUGGGAGCGCCACGUGCGCGAGGCGUGCGUGCGCGUGCGGCGAGCGUGCGUGCGCGCCGCGUGCUCGCUCACCGCGUUCCCGCACUUCGCCGCGCUGUCGGACGCCGCGAUCAAGGCCUUCCUCGCCCAUCCAGAGUCGUCGGGCUGGAGCGAGAUGCGGGCGGCGUGGGCGGGGUGUCCGUGGACGGAGCCGCGCGCGCUGGCGGGCGAGGGCGCCCUGCACGCCGCCUACGUGUGCACGCUCGCCGCGCCCGCGCCCGCCCCCGCCCGCGCCCUGCACGCGCUGCUCGCCAGGCAACACUCCUUUACAGAAGACGAGACAAUACUGGCCGUGUGGAUAUGCUGCGCGGGGCGCGUGGGGCGGUGCGGGGGGCCGGGGGGGCGGGAGGCGGCGCUGGCGCUGCUGCGGGGGUGGGGGGAGCCCCCGCCGCGCUCCGUGCUCAGCGUCGUCACGUUCCGGCCCGUCCACGGACCCACCACCAGACAUCGACUGCUGAGUCGGCUCGGCGUGUGCCUGCUGGCGCCGUCGGCGUCAGCGACUCGCGCGUACAAGGCCACCAGUGCCGAGGUGUUCGGUUCGAAGCCGGACGAGGACGAUGGAGGGACCGCUCCUCCCACCCCCGACCAGCUGCCCAAACUCGCGGUCAGAUUGUAUCCCAAAUACGAGAAGUUUUUUGAUAUAGAACUGGACAUGGUGACAAAUGUGUCGGUCUGAUGUGGACCAGAGAUAACCGGCUGAUUCUCCGGAGGAUCCAUCGGGUCUCCGCAGAGGAGCAGCAUUUGUGAUGCCUUUGGAAUUUCAAUCUUAAGGUCGACUCUGGUGGUCCCCUGUAGAGUCACGCCAACACACACAACAAGCUUAAUGUAUGUCUUACUUUUCGCAAAAAAUCUCGAGAAUGUAUUCUUGAAAAAAAAAAACCUGAUUAGUUAAUAAAAAUAGUCUUUCUAAUAGUACGUAAAAAUAUUUGUGUUUUUUGUUCGAUGUGAACUUGUUGAUUGAAACUUUCACUCCGGGAGGGGAGGGGUUGCGAUAUAGCACCAUGUCUACGCAAUGCUGAGUGUAGGUUUCUUUGAAUAUUAUACCUCAUUCUCUUCGGUCUCUUGCCUUUGCAUCCAAUCCCUAACCAGCCAUUUCGAUCAGGCACGACGGCAUAUGUGGAAGGCCCCAUGACCAUAAAACAAACGUGUGCUCUUCCUAUAGGUUUAACUACGUUCUGAGACAAUCACACUUUGAUCAGGUUUCUUUGUAAUGUAAUAUCGCGCAUCAGGAUUUAGAAUCAACUACCAAUUUGAGAUGUGUGAGAUGCGAUAUUGAAAUACAUACCGUUUGUUGUAAAAUGUAGCGUAUUGAAAUCAGCGUAGAUCAAUUUGGAUCAAGUUAAGUUGAUUAAAUAGAUAUAAAAAAAAUUAUCUGAAUAUGUUUAAAUAGUUAAAAAAAAACAAAUAUAUAAAUAAAAAAAACAAUACGUCUUUGGAUCAUAAUUUUGUAAAUAUUAUCUCUCAUCUACUUAGUAUAAGAAGGCUAAGAACUCUAUAACGUUUAUAUGACAUUAAGAAUAGUUUUGUAUGUAAAGUUUUAGCUCUUUUAAAAGCGUAAGAAUUCUAGAGGACUUUUAACGGAUAGUAAAACAGAAUGUAAGGUACAGCAUGCACAUAUUGGGACUGAGGUUUGAUUAAAAAUUUAAACUUUAAAUUACUUAUAAAGAACUGCUGUGAUGUACUAUGUGUUUAAGUAAGUGGACUUAAUCAUAAAUUUGGGUGUAAUUAUAAAAAAAAAUCGACUUCCAAUGCACCGAAACAAAUUUAAUGCUGGCAUGCAUAAAUAACGACCUAGAUUGGUGUUGUCGGUAUAUAAAACGAUACAUUUUCUACCAAAUAAUAGAAAUUUUUUAUUUUUACUUUUUAUGACGCCAGCGAAAUGUGUUUUAUGUUACAUAUUAUGUAUGAAAUGAAAACUAGUCUAUUCGAAAAAUGCUCAAUAUUUUUUUACUUAGGUACAUAUUAGUUUAAUAUUUAAUUCGUAAAACUGAAGAUAUUAAAUGUAAAGAGUAUGUAUAAUCAAAAUAUUGAAGUCUCUUAUGUAUUGUGUAUUGUACUCCCCAUAUUUCAUACAUAAUAUUAUUAUUUUUUUCAUUCUUGCCACAUUCAUUUUCUCUAAUAACUCUAUACUGACUUUUUUGGCGAGAACGCGAGGAGUGAACUGUUGUGUGAUUUGUUUUAUUUUGUCUAUUUAGUGCUUCUUCAGGUUUAAAUGUGUAGUAACGGUUGUUUAUUAGCUGUUUAAUAUCUGUGAAAGUGCACAAAUGUGGGAAAAUGAAACAAAGCGACUGAACGUAACUUCUCGGUAUCUUCCAAAAGUCCACUGAAAAAAUCUCAGUAAAUGACCACAAUUUUACUGAGAUUAUAUUUCAUCCCAUAUUAUCUCAUCUCAUUUCAUUUAAUUUCAUCUCAGUUGAUUAAUGUCCCAUAUUAAUCAAUCAUUCAUUCUUCAUAUUAUCAUUUUUCAUAAAAAUGUGAAAAUAAAUUCAAAUACGGCAUGACCUAAAGGUCUUAGUUUCCAGGUCAUAAAAUCCCUUAAAAAAAAAACUUGAUAUUUAUUCUUUGAUAUUUAUUCUAUUUAGUAUUGUACAUUGUAUAUUAGUUCUAGAAAAGUCGUCAACUUGAAGAUGUGGUUUAUGCGUGCACGUUAAAUUUACAAAACGAUUCAUUUAUACAUAAAUAAAUAAAUAAAUAUUAAAUUGUCACCUGAAAGAAUCAAGAUUAGUCGUGCACCAAUCACAAGUAAAUUGUUUCGUAUUGUAUUAAGAAAAUAAUUAAAAGCUAUUAGUGAAAAUGUCUUUUGUGUUUAAUUAAGAAAUGCUCGACGAAUAUUGUGAUUUUUAAUUUGUGUUUUUUUUUAUGAAUAAAACAUAUUUUAUAUA
This is a messenger RNA of Bombyx mori (domestic silkworm), 9162 nucleotides long. RefSeq lists its product as uncharacterized. NCBI's taxonomy places the organism in Eukaryota, Metazoa, Arthropoda, Insecta, Lepidoptera, Bombycidae. The record is from RefSeq and is a predicted model, not a curated record. Gene Ontology annotation, biological process: autophagosome maturation. The transcript is spliced from 38 exons. The coding region runs from base 141 to 6956 and encodes 2271 amino acids. Gene Ontology annotation, cellular component: cytoplasm.